Callorhinus ursinus (northern fur seal) is the source of this 1681-nucleotide messenger RNA. RefSeq names its product MOK protein kinase (gene MOK). The record is from RefSeq and is a predicted model, not a curated record. Gene Ontology annotation, biological process: protein phosphorylation. NCBI's taxonomy places the organism in Eukaryota, Metazoa, Chordata, Mammalia, Carnivora, Otariidae. Gene Ontology annotation, molecular function: protein kinase activity; ATP binding.
UACAACAUGGCGGCCGGGUCAUAACGCUUUCUGUCGGGGGGCCAGCGCGGAGGUCCUAGGUCGGGACCCCGCCUCAGAAGAGUGGAAGCCAGGGGGCCAUCCUUUCUGCCCCUUUCUUCUCCGUCCAGUGUCGGCAAGGGCUUGUCGUCGGCUUCCGUAUCCAGGAUGAAGAACUAUAAAGCAAUUGUCAAAAUAGGAGAGGGAACGUUUUCUGAAGUUAUGAAGAUGCAGAGCCUGAGGGACGGAAGCUACUACGCGUGCAAGCAGAUGAAGCAGCACUUUGAAAGUAUUGAGCAAGUGAACAGUCUGCGGGAGAUACAAGCACUGAGACGCCUGAAUCCACACCCUAACAUUCUUAUGUUGCAUGAAGUGGUUUUUGACAGAAAAUCUGGUUCUCUUGCACUAAUAUGUGAACUUAUGGACAUGAAUAUUUAUGAGCUAAUACGAGGGAGAAGACACCCAUUGUCAGAAAAAAAGAUUAUGCACUAUAUGUACCAGUUAUGUAAAUCCCUUGAUCAUAUGCACAGAAGUGGAAUAUUUCACAGAGAUGUAAAGCCAGAAAAUAUAUUAAUAAAGCAGGAUGUCCUGAAGUUAGGGGACUUUGGAUCCUGCCGGAGUGUCUAUUCCAAGCAGCCCUACACAGAGUACAUUUCUACCCGCUGGUACCGUGCCCCAGAGUGUCUCCUCACCGACGGCUUCUACACCUACAAAAUGGACCUGUGGAGCGCUGGCUGCGUGUUCUACGAGAUCGCCAGUCUGCAGCCCCUCUUCCCCGGAGCCAACGAGCUGGACCAGAUCUCAAAAAUCCACGACGUCAUCGGCACCCCUGCCGAGAAGACCCUCACCAAGUUCAAACAGUCGAGAGCUAUGAGUUUUGAUUUUCCUUUUAAAAAGGGAUCAGGAAUACCUCAACUGACAGCCAGUCUGUCCUCGCAAUGCCUCUCCCUCCUGCAUGCAAUGGUGGCCUAUGAUCCCGAUGAGAGAAUCACUGCCCACCAGGCCCUGCAGCAUCCGUACUUCCAAGAACAGAGGGCGGCUGAGAAACAGGCUCUGGCCAGCCUCAGGAAAGCCUUCUUUCCAGAGCACCCUGUGGCCUCGGAACUUCUCAGUAACAGUUGGCACACUUCAGAGGAGGACAGAAAGCAGAAACAGUCCCUAAAGCCAGAGGAGGACCAUCCCAAGAGACCAGGACCGGCCUACCUAAUGGAACUGCCCAGACUGAAGCUUUCGGGAGUGACCAAACUGCCCUUGUACUCCAGCCCCGCGCUGCACUCCGUGUUCAGCCCGGGGGCCGACAGGAAAGCGCCGGUGCUGAGGCACCCCAAGUGUGUUGGCGCCAACCAGAAGACGGAUGCGCAGAAGGACAGUAAGCCCAGCCUGAAGCAGUGUCGCCUGCCCACGAUCGAAAGGAAGGGCGGAGGCUACCGAGCCGCGCACGCCGGCUCCCCUGCCCGGAGCACGAGACCAGGCGCGGCCAGGCCGGGCCCUGCGGAUCGCCACCAAGCCUCGGAUGGAGGGCUCCGGGAGAGGCCUGGCGUGUCCCCCUCGCAGAGCCCCGAGACCACUGCCCCGCAGGCCAGCCAGCGCCCACCUGGCCUGGAGCCCCCAGCCUGCAGCGCCUGGCAUCCUGAGAGCACAGGUCCUGUAUGUUCCAGUUGAAUACAUUUGUAAAACCACCCCA